UGACGUCAGCGCGCUUCCGCGUGCGGCCGCCGAGCGGAAGAAGCGCCGUGCCGGGAGCGGAGCAGCGCGGGACGCGGGGACGGCCCCGCCACCGCCCGGGAAACGGAAGAAAAUGAGCCUGAAAUCUGAGCGCAGAGGAAUUCACGUUGAUCAGUCAGAGCUCCUGUGCAAGAAGGGAUGUGGUUACUAUGGCAAUCCUGCUUGGCAGGGCUUCUGCUCCAAGUGCUGGAGAGAGGAAUACCAUAAGGCCAGGCAGAAACAGAUCCAAGAGGAUUGGGAGCUGGCAGAGCGGCUGCAGCGUGAGGAGGAAGAAGCAUAUGCCAGCAGUCAGAGUACCCAAGGGGCACAGUCACUGACCUUCUCAAAGUUUGAGGAGAAGAAAACCAAUGAGAAAACACGAAAGGUCACAACUGUGAAGAAGUUCUUCACUGCUUCCUCCAGAACAGGAGCUAAGAAGGUGGCUCAAGAGAAAGUCGUUAAGCAAGGACAGCUUGGGAGGGAGCGAAAUGCUGAUAACAUUCUAAGGGAUUUGAAGGAGAUUUUUACUCCCUCCUGGGAACUGGCUUCUCCUACUGAAGCAGAGAUCCAAGAAGCCAAAGCUCCCAGCCCUUCUAUAAACAGGCAGGCUAGCAUCGAGACAGACCGAGUAUCCAAGGAAUUCAUAGAAUUUCUCAAGACCUACCAUAAACCAGGACAAGAUAUCUAUAAGCAAUGUAAAUUAUUUUUAGACACAAUGAAUCAUAAAAGGGACUUAAGUAUUGAGGAACAAUCUGAGUGUGCCCAGGACUUCUAUCAAAAUGUAGCAGAGAAAUUGCAGACACGCUGGAAAGUGCCACCUGAGAAAGUUGAGAAAGCAAUGGAUCAGAUUGAAAAAUACAUCAUGACUCGACAGUAUAAAUAUGUCUUUUGUCCUGAAACAACUGAUGAUGAGAAGAAGGAUCUCGCUGUCCAGAAGAGGAUCAGGGCUUUGCACUGGGUAACUCCACAAAUGCUGUGUGUUCCCGUCAAUGAAGAGAUUCCAGAAGUCUCUGAUAUGGUUGUAAAAGCAAUUACAGAUAUUAUUGAGAUGGAUUCAAAGCGUGUUCCUCGUGAUAAGUUGGCAUGCAUCACCAAGUGCAGCAAGCACAUCUUUAAUGCUAUAAAGAUAACCAAAAACGAACCAGCUUCUGCUGAUGACUUUCUUCCAACACUUAUAUACAUUGUUUUGAAGGGAAACCCACCCCGUCUGCAGUCCAACAUCCAGUAUAUAACACGCUUUUGUAAUCCAAGCAGGUUAAUGACAGGAGAAGAUGGCUACUAUUUUACCAACUUGUGCUGCGCUGUGGCCUUCAUUGAAAAACUGGAUGCUCAGUCUUUAAAUUUAAGCCAAGAGGAUUUUGAUCGUUUUAUGACUGGUCAGACAUCCCCGAAGAAGCAAGAAUCUGACAGCUGGUCACCUGAUGUGUGCCUGGGUGUUAAGCAGAUGUAUAAAAACUUAGAUCUCCUGUCUCAGUUGAAUGAGAGACAGGAUAGAAUUGUCAGUGAAGCCAAGAAGCUUGAGAAAGACCUAAUAGAUUGGACUGAUGGAGUUGCAAAGGAAGUCCAAGAUAUUGUUGAGAAAUACCCAUUAGAAAUAAAACCAAAAAAUCAAGCCUUAGCAGCUAUUGACUCUGAAAAUGUGGAGAAUGACAAGCUGCCCCCACCACUGCAGCCUCAGGUUUAUGCAGGAUAAUAAUGGGUGCUAAAUUCGAAGAGCAUCAUUGUUCUCACCUAGCACUAUCUGCUUCUUGGGAAGGGAAGUAAAUUCAAGGCUAAAAAUCGGAUGAGCUUAAAUCAAUACAUUUUUAAAGGUGCAUUUUUUGGUUAAGUGUAAUAAACUGUAUUUAUUUUAGUCAAUUAGAUUUCUAUUAGGCUUUUGUGAGUUUUUGAACUGAACUUUAAAUUUUCUACACAAACCAGUGUAAUUUUUAAGCAACACUAGUUCACUGACAUCUUUCCUGCAAGCUUCCUCAUAGGCAUGCACUUAAACAUUUUUAAUUAUUAAGUUUAACAUAAAGAUUUCAAGUUCCAGCUGAAACUUGAACGCUACCAAUGUUAGUUUGGUUUAUUCUGUAGCUGUAAAGAUGAAAUGUAUCUUGUAAAAUAUGUACAAUUGUAAAUAGAUUUCAAAUCUAAUGUGUGAGCUGUGCAUGACAUCUUGUGUAUUAGUGGAAAUGAGGUGGGUGUGUUCAUAUUAGCACCUUUUGGUUGAAUUGCAUUGCAGUCUACAGCCAAGUACACGGUUGGUCUUUCAAUAAGCUAAAAGGUGUAACUGGUGAAUUAGAGAGGGUGUUCUUGUACAUGAAGACAUCUUCAUGUCUGCUUCCUGGUUUUUGGUGGUUUUGUUUUAAUUUUUUUUUCAAGUGCCAUCUAAAAUAUGACAUUUCUUCAUGUAAUGUCAGCAUUCUCUCUGGUGUGUCCAGUACACGUGACAGCUUUACUGGUAGCACUUGUGAAGAGAAUGAUGAGCCAGGCUUCAUACGUAUGAGGGAAGACUUUUAAUAAAACCUGUGUAAUUUAGAACAAAAGUGGGGAGAGAAAGAGAGAAUGCAAGAAUUAUGCCCAAAGUGGCUUUCUUUUCUGGCACUGCCUGGCAAUUUCCUUCGAAUUCCACCAUUGCACUGGGUCUUGAUUGCUUUUCUGACAAUCCUGGUUGAUAAAUGAGAUCAUAUAAUUAGAAGCUGCUUUUUAGCAGAAGGAUGAGCCGUGGCUCCGAGCAGAAAAGUGCACUUUAUUUUCACGAAACAUCACUCUUCUGAUCUCCAGUGACCCUAAAAUUACCUUGCUAAGCUGUUGAGCAUCAAGAUAAAUAUGGCAUUAUGUCACUACAAGUUCAGAUCAGUGAAUUGCAAAUUAAGAACAGUUCACCAAAAAAGUAACCUCUCGCAAUGGAACUUUUUAAUGCUAGAGAAAUAUUUUAUGUAUCAUUUUAAAUCUCUCAGUUCAUCCAGUCUGCGGCGACCUGUCAUUGUACCUGAGAUAUCCAACGUGGAGCUGCUUAGCUUGAACUACUCUAAAGCAACGUUAAAUUCUUAGCAAGGAGGAGGAGCGUACCUACCUCUGUAUGUUCCACUGCUCUGCAAACACGUAUUUUAGAUUUGCACUGCAAUAACUUCAGACCAAAACUGUGGUUUGUUCCUUUUUGUCACGUGUACUCAGCCGUACGAACUGUGCAUUCCUCUGGGAGAGAACCAGUUACUCAGAAUUCCCCUGCUAAGGUGAAGCAAUGAGCUAACCAGAAUUCACAGAAGUUGGAUUAUUUCAUAUAUCCAUGCUGUCCACGUUGCCUAGGAUCUGACCAGUGCUUACGGUAAAAAAUAGUGCAAAGCCUUUAUGGGGUUUAUGAGCAUUAGGUGCUAAUUUUGAUAUCUGGGUACGCAGGCUUUCCGGGGGGUGGAAAUUAGCUGUUGUGUAAAUUGCUAUGUUUGAAUAAAACUGUGUACGUUACACCCUUGUUAAUGAGCUCCUAAAAAAUUGCAUCACUGGGUUUUGUUAUGGUGUUAAUGAUUAACGUGAAUAUAAUUGUGACUGAUUCUGAUUUAUCUGUAUUUGGGGGGAGAGAAUUCCUAGUCAUUCAAGUGAAGUCUGGGAAACAAUGUCUUUUUCUUUGCAGAAAGUUAAGUGGUUAAAUACUUUAGAUAGACUGACCCGGUGCAUUUGUAACUAAGGCAUCUCUAAUCCAUAUGCCAUCUUGUUAUCAAGCCACUGAAGCGGGAGUGGUUCUGGCAAACAAAUCCUCCAGAUCCUUGUAAGGAGGUAAUGUGGAUUUCCAUAUCCCGGCUGAAUACCUUGUCAGUAUUGUAUUAGGUGACCAACUUGUCUAUAGGUAAAACAAUACUUUGUCUUGCUUAAAAAUAAGGUAGUUCAGUCGCUAAAGUAGUAACUACAGAAUGUCGUUGUAGUGUUUGGGAUUCAGAAUGGGCCAGCUGUCGUGCAGAGUGCUGAGCUGGAGGAUGCUGUGUCACCUCACCGUAAGAUGAUGAUCCCUCUCCUAUGCAACACCAGGUGGGCUUGGUGCUCAGUAUUGGGCAUCACUGUAGUAUGAGGUGCUCUGGUCCCACAGAUGAGAUUGAGACAGAAAGUUCUGUUAGGAAAUAGUGGCUAUGAACGAGCUGCAAGUGAACAGGAGAGAUUUAACUGAAAAAGUGAAUUGGCAAAAGGGCUUUGGUAACAGUCACAGCACCAGAACAUCCUUGUUUUUUCCACAGCCUGCUGCUAGUUCUGUGUUACUGAAAAUGAAGCCUGUGCGUCUCAUUACCAGGAAUGAGAACAUGCUGUAAGCUACUUUGCAUGUGAGCUACCUAUUUAUUUUGCUGUAGUAAGGAGCCUGUUUUGGAGUAGCAUUCGUUAAUCGAACUGUGCAUCUUUGGUUUUGCAUAACUGAGUUAUGAAAUUAAACUGAUUCUUCUACCUAGUUAUCAUGAA
Messenger RNA from Lagopus muta (rock ptarmigan), 4443 nucleotides. RefSeq names its product RAB guanine nucleotide exchange factor 1 (gene RABGEF1). The transcript is spliced from 10 exons. Bases 113 to 1711 code for a protein of 532 amino acids. Gene Ontology annotation, molecular function: small GTPase binding; DNA binding; zinc ion binding. The record is from RefSeq and is a predicted model, not a curated record. Lineage: Eukaryota; Metazoa; Chordata; Aves; Galliformes; Phasianidae. Gene Ontology annotation, biological process: vesicle-mediated transport. Gene Ontology annotation, cellular component: endocytic vesicle; cytosol.